AUGAAUCUUGUUAGAAAGGCAUUAAUGACUUCAGCAACAGUUCAAAAGACUAAAGAUUAUGACCCAGGGAUUGUUGGCAUGAACUUACAACAAAAAGAGAUGAGACGACGUCGUGAUUGGCUAAAAAAUCCGGUAUUCCUGUCCGGUACAUUGUUAGCAUGGAUAGCCUUGAUGGGAUAUCUGAAACCGCAUAGUGAAAGAGUUUCAUUUGCGGAACACAGAUUUCGGAUCUUCCUUCAAGGAUCUUCAUUUGUUUUCGUGCUUACAUGUGCCACGAUAGCUCGAUACUAUCAACGAACAAAGGAAACGAAUUGA
Molecule: messenger RNA, 315 nt
Organism: Brugia malayi
Lineage: Eukaryota; Metazoa; Nematoda; Chromadorea; Rhabditida; Onchocercidae
Exons: 4
Coding region: 1-315 (104 amino acids)
Source: RefSeq, a predicted model, not a curated record